AUUCCAAGGCCAGACUGGGAGCGUGGCUUCCUCCGCGUUGGAACUACGAGUCCCAGGGUUCCCCGCGCGGCGGCGUGCCUCUAGCCCUGCGAGCGGGCACGGAGGGUCGGAGCACGUUGCUAGUGGGCGCGGCUGGCCCUGGGUGGUGGAGGCCUAGUGUUUGCUCGUCCUCCGCUCGGCCGGGUCGCCCUGCCGAGGCAGCUCCUCACGGCCCGUGCGGCGGCAAUCCGUGGAGACGUCCCCACAUCCUGAGAGUUUCUGUAGAAGCUGAAACCCAUCACUGUCCUUCAAAAUGCAAUGGAAUGUACCACGGACUAUGUCUCGGCUGGCACUCAGGACAUUCUUGGAAGCACAGAAAGCCAGGCUCUUUGAUCACCAUUGGCGCAUAAAAGGACCAUUACUUGUGCAUAGAGGUGAAUACAGAGUGGCUUGGACACCACACCUUCGAAAGCAGUGGCUACAUUUAUCUGCUGUUCAGUGCCUUGCAAAGCAAAGGAAUCUGUUAGACGCUCAGCCGCCUCAGCUGGGGACCCUUCGCCAGGAACGAUGGGAGCAGGACAUUUUAUCCAAGAGGGUUUUAUCUUCCAGUUCCACAUCCCAGGAAACUCCAUCAGAAAAGAAGGAAGAAACAGACCCUUUACAAGACAAAUCUAUCAGUCUGUAUCAACGGUUUAAGAAAACAUUUAGACAAUAUGGAAAAGUUUUAAUUCCUGUGCACCUAAUAACUUCUGGGAUUUGGUUUGGAACAUUUUACUAUGCAACUAUAAAAGGAGUGAAUGUUAUCCCCUUCCUGGAGGUCAUUGGGUUACCUGACAGUAUCGUAGACAUCCUGAAAAACUCCCAAAGUGGGAAUGCGCUGACAGCCUACGCCAUGUUUAAGAUUGCAACGCCUGCCCGCUACACCGUGACCUUGGGAGGAACCUCCUUUACCGUGAAGUAUUUGCGAAGUCACGGCUACAUGUCAACCCCACCGCCUGUCAAGGAGUAUUUGCAGGGCAGAAUGGAAGAGACGAAGGAGCUCAUCACAGAGAAAAUGGAGGAGACAAAGGACAGACUCACUGAGAAGUUACAAGAAACCAAAGGAAAAGUGUCCUUUAAGAAAAAAGUGGAAUGAGGGUGCCUUACUACAGAAAAGCCUACACUUUAUCCCUCUGUAGACUCUGGGCAAAGAACAGGUUUCUGAUUUUUUUUUUUUCUUUUUUUGGUUACUUGCCUAAAUGUAUUCAUUCUCUGCGGGUUAAAGAACAAAGAUAGUUUUGGGGUUUUUUUUGUUUUUUAAUUUUUGUUUUUUUAAGUUAAAUAACAAUAGGGAGGAAAAUCAAUGUUUUUUUAAGAUGAGGAAAUGAACCCAGCAUACAACAUUUCUAUGAGAUACAGCAAUAAGCAGUAGUUGAUGUCCUAGAAAUCAGCGUUCUUUUUGCUUCAUUUCUCUGACCCCUGCAGUAAGGCUGUGCUGGGCAGUCCACUCCCAGAGGAACAGUCACUAAGGACCCAGUCCUGUGGGAAUGAACUUACACCAUUCAAGACUCUGGAUGGAGAGACUAGAGACACUCCCUACCACUUACCAUGUAGACCUUAUUUCAAGAAGGUCAUGUUAAAGGAAUCAGUCUUACAUUUAUAAAUAAGAUAUAUUGGCUAUGUAAUGAAAUGGAUCUUUUAAAAUGGUUUUUACCUGGAGCUUGUCAACUUACAUUUUUUUAAAGCCUAUUCCUUUUCAGUCUUGACUGUGCUUGGUGGAUGCUCAAGUGGACUGUCAGACAUUCUUGUAACAUGUGUCUUCUCCAGCUAAUCCUUGGAGAAUCGUGGAAGUUUUAUACUCUUCAUUGUUGCCAUCACAUACAUCAGCAAGUCAGGUUCACUGUUUUUAACUGCAUCAAGCUUUGCAAGACCACUGCUGAUUUCGGUAGAGCAAAAGUCUGUGAGGGAAUGUGGAGGAGCUGGAUGCUCGUGGGUGGUACUCGUAGACCACAGGUGGGAGGAGCACCGCGUGGUUCAUUGGUUUCCAAGACCUCUCCUGCUGCUGCUUCAACUCCUUCAGGAUUCCGGUCUUUUAUCCCUGGUCAAAACAAGAGAUGCCUUUCUGUCACAGAUACCAUUAGUGUUGUGGCUUAGGUUUCUCAUUGGGAGGGGAAAGUACUGCUUAAAUAUUCUGCUUGAUUUUUUUUUUUUUUUUAACAUAGCAAAAAGCUCACUGCUUGUAAUUCAGCGACUGUCAAGCAAGUCCCAUGAUUACAGAGUGUCUUUCUGUUUGUGUGUCUUUCCUUCAGGUCUAGCCCUUGAUUUGACACUGGGGCAAGAAAUGCCUCUUUAGAGAGCAUUGGCUUUGGCUUAGCAUCAGGAGAAUGUCAGAGCCCAUGCCACAUUGCUAUCCCAUUCAGUCUCUGCUUUGUGUCAGACUUUGUCAAAUGCUUAACGUAGCCAAAUUUAGGAAAUGGAGGAAUAACUUCACACUUGAGGCACUCAGUCAUUAUAUUGAAACACCAUUGAAGUAAAAAUGCUAUGGUUGAAGUCUUUCUGGGUUGGAAGAAUUACAGAAGGGAAUUUGUCGGUUCUUUUGUUUGUUGGCAGCCUGAUUAAUCUGAGGCAGAGGUCACUGAGUGAACUGCUACAAACAGACGGCACACGUUCAAAUACAAUGUAAACAUGGCAGCACACUGGAGCCUGCUUAUUAAAUAGUCAGGUACUAAAUGCUGGUGUGUUCGAAUGUCUGCCCUUUGAAGCCACCAAGAAUGCUAUGCCAACAUGUGGUGUUACAUGGAAUUCUUUCUUCUAAAACCUUUUAUCUGUCGUAGUGCGUAACUGGAGAGCUCUUAAGACAUUGCUAACAAUCAUGAGACUGCAACUUUCUUCUCCUGAGUCAAUAUCUUCUGCCUAGUCCAUUGUAGCCUUAUCACCAUCCAGUUUUAUGUCUGGGUCAUGUGUCCCCAGUUAGAGCAGAUGAGGAAAUGCUUGUGUGUGCUUUACAUCUGAUGAAAAUAUUUAUAAUGAUCUGAGAAGUUACAUUGUUACAAUUUGACAUCAGUUGCAUCAUAAAAAUGCUGUUGCCAAUGUAUUAUCUUUAAGGCAAGAAACAGCUUAUAGGCAAACCUGUAAUAUGUUGAUAGCAGACAACAGUAACAUAUCAACUUAAAUUAUCAAAAUGUAUAAUAUAGAUAGAUUUUUGUAUAUGCUGAACUGCAUUUUAUUUAAAGUGGAUCUUGCAUUUCUCUAAGCUGCAAGGGAACCCAGACCGCCAUGCCUGGUGAGCGUAUCCAUCCUUUGAAAGAUACACUCAUGUCAUAAAUGGAGCUGACUGAGAUUUAAUGUUUUCAGUAUGAACAAAAAGCAUUUGCCUAGCAAAUUAAGUUCAAAUGAAGGCUUAGUCUGUUGAAGAAUAAAGCAUAAAACCAGCCGUUUAGAAUAUCACAUCAUUAUUGAGAGCCUUUUGUGCAAAAUGGGGUGCUAUUCAAUUUCACCAAAGGGAAAGAUGUAUGUUGGGAUUAGCUGCCUCCCACAGUGAAAUAAUAAAACUAAGCCCUCCAGUAUAUUCCCCUGAGUUUUCCACUGUAAAUCUGCCUCCAUCUUCUUUACAGAGGAAAGAGCUACGUUCCUCAUGCUCAGGGGAAGGAGCGGGUUAGUUCCUUGGUUCUGUGGUCUUCAACCAUGGUUCUGGGAAUUUUAAACAUCUUUAGACUUUGGGCAGAAGAGGUGUUUGAAGAAAAGAAGGCUGUGGUUUAGACACAUUGAGCUGCUUUUACUGUUCUCUGCACCGUGUGCAAGUCUUCAGGAUUUCAUAAUGGCUUUGGAUAAAAAAUCCACUACCAGGAGGGGCUAGAGUGACCUCACAAAUCACCUUUUCCUGUGCCUUGUGAGAUAGAGGAGAUUUUUGCAGUAUACACAUACAAUUUUGAAUUACUAAAGGGCUUCUAAAUAGAGGUUGCUAUAGAAUUAAAGGAAUAAUGUUUUGGUAGCUACAGUUCAUUUGUUAAUAUUUGUUUCAGAUUUUCAAAACUGGGUCUGCAUACGACCAAAAAUAAGGCAAAUUUAAAUGGUCAAAAGUUCUCCCUGACCUAUUUAAGUGCCCUUCCUGCACACCAUUCAGUUGUUGGCAUCAAGAACUCACUGUUGAGUUGACUUAAGCAGAGGUGUGAUGUCAGAGUCCUCGGCACCUUGGCCUUAGGCCUGACUAGCACAGGAGCUUGUGGUGAGGAUGUGUGGGUCUUGGAGUUGGAAACUUGCAGAACAGGGGCAGGAGAAGCAGUGGGAAGGGUGUCAAGUAUUCUUCAAAUAGUAACUGUGCUUGCUCUCCAUUGGCCCAUGUGUAUGGUAUUUGCCAAUUUUGAAUUGAGUAGGGUAUCCAUUAAAAAAAAGAAAGGGAAGGAAAGAAAGAAAAGUCAUAUACCCAAGGGACAGCAAAGUCUGGACCUCAUGUCUUUCCUGAUGACCGGAAUGGCCUCAGGACACUUCUUUCCCAGAAUCCCUCUUUCACCAUGAACUUUGGCCUUUUAAAGAGACCGUCCUCUUAUACUCUGAGCUUCUCACAGGUCAGUGCUGAGUGAGGCUCACUGAGUUGAUUUUCCCUCUGGGUUUUUUUUUUUUUUUUCCUUUCCCUUUGUGACGUCUGUGUCCUUUGUUCGUUCUAACCAAUCAGUACAAGUUGAUAUUUCCUGUGUCUCCAGGAUUGAGCUUUGAAAAUUAAGGUGUAUUCUUCCUUAUACAGCAUUGGUAGUCACUAACAGUAAUUACGGAUCCUGAGUAUCCCGCGGCAAUUAUUUGGUUAUUUUGAUAAGAAUGAUCCUCUUAGCAGGAAGAAUGCACCCUGAUUGCAGAACCCUUGAGGGCAGAGUGGGACA
Molecule: messenger RNA, 4832 nt
Organism: Mus caroli (Ryukyu mouse)
Lineage: Eukaryota; Metazoa; Chordata; Mammalia; Rodentia; Muridae
Gene: Mims1
Product: mitochondrial inner membrane scaffold 1
Cellular component (GO): mitochondrion
Source: RefSeq, a predicted model, not a curated record